AAGAGGAACUCCUGUUUAACAGACACACACACCGACAGCAGGGCGAGCGACACACAGCCAGGACAGCAGCCGGAGAUAGAGCGACAGAAGGGAGAAAGAUGAGAGAAAUAGUUCACAUCCAGGCGGGACAGUGUGGGAACCAGAUCGGGACCAAGUUCUGGGAGGUGAUCAGCGACGAGCACGGCAUCGACCCAGCGGGGAGCUACGUGGGCGACUCGUCUCUCCAGCUGGACCGAAUCAACGUCUACUACAACGAGGCGUCCUCACAUAAAUACGUCCCCCGUUCUGUGCUAGUGGACCUGGAACCAGGAACCAUGGACAGCGUUCGCUCAGGAGCCUUCGGACAACUCUUCAGACCAGACAACUUCAUCUUCGGCCAGACAGGUGCGGGGAACAACUGGGCCAAAGGUCACUACACGGAGGGGGCAGAGCUGGUGGACGCAGUCCUGGACAUAGUGAGGAAGGAGUGUGAGCACUGCGACUGUCUCCAGGGUUUCCAGCUCACUCACUCUCUGGGGGGGGGCACCGGCUCGGGGAUGGGCACCCUGCUGAUCAGCAAGAUCCGGGAGGAGUACCCCGACCGGAUCAUGAACACCUUCAGCGUCAUGCCCUCGCCCAAGGUGUCGGACACGGUUGUGGAGCCGUACAACGCCACGCUGUCGGUCCACCAGCUGGUCGAGAACACAGACGAGACGUACUGCAUCGACAACGAGGCGCUCUACGACAUCUGCUUCCGCACUCUCAAACUCACCACGCCCACCUACGGCGACCUCAACCACCUGGUGUCGGCCACCAUGAGCGGCGUGACCACGUCGCUCCGUUUCCCCGGCCAGCUCAACGCCGAUCUCCGCAAGCUGGCCGUCAACAUGGUGCCGUUCCCGCGCCUCCACUUCUUCAUGCCGGGGUUCGCUCCGCUGACAGCGCGCGGCAGCCAGCAGUACCGAGCGCUGACCGUUCCCGAGCUCACACAGCAGAUGUUCGACGCCAGGAACAUGAUGGCCGCGUGCGACCCGCGACACGGCCGAUACCUCACCGUCGCCACUGUCUUCCGCGGACCCAUGUCCAUGAAGGAAGUGGACGAGCAGAUGCUGAACGUGCAGAACAAGAACAGCAGCUACUUCGUAGAGUGGAUACCCAAUAACGUUAAAGUGGCGGUCUGCGACAUCGCUCCGCGGGGGCUCAAGAUGGCCGCCACUUUCAUCGGCAACAGCACGGCCAUCCAGGAGCUGUUCAAGCGCAUCUCGGAGCAGUUCUCCGCCAUGUUCCGCCGAAAGGCUUUCCUGCACUGGUUCACGGGCGAGGGCAUGGACGAGAUGGAGUUCACGGAGGCGGAGAGCAACAUGAACGACCUGGUGUCCGAGUACCAGCAGUACCAGGACGCUACGGCCAAUGACGGCGAUGAGAACUUUGAGGACGACGAAGACGAGAUCGUUGAGAGCUGGAACGCAGAGCGGCAGUUUGACGAGCCAAUCAGAGAACACGACGACAACUUCAGCGCAACCAAUUAAAGGCAGAGGGGCGUCAUCAUCUUGUUUUAGACAACGUGU
This is a messenger RNA of Sander lucioperca (pikeperch), 1547 nucleotides long. It is a transcript of the gene tubb6, whose product is annotated as tubulin, beta 6 class V. Gene Ontology annotation, cellular component: cytoplasm; microtubule. The coding region runs from base 99 to 1508 and encodes 469 amino acids. Lineage: Eukaryota; Metazoa; Chordata; Actinopteri; Perciformes; Percidae. Gene Ontology annotation, biological process: mitotic cell cycle; microtubule cytoskeleton organization. Gene Ontology annotation, molecular function: structural constituent of cytoskeleton; GTP binding; GTPase activity. The record is from RefSeq and is a predicted model, not a curated record. The transcript is spliced from 7 exons.